Molecule: messenger RNA, 3316 nt
Organism: Physeter macrocephalus (sperm whale)
Lineage: Eukaryota; Metazoa; Chordata; Mammalia; Artiodactyla; Physeteridae
Gene: ACBD4
Product: acyl-CoA binding domain containing 4
Exons: 9
Coding region: 153-992 (279 amino acids)
Biological process (GO): fatty acid metabolic process
Cellular component (GO): cytoplasm
Molecular function (GO): fatty-acyl-CoA binding
Source: RefSeq, a predicted model, not a curated record
UCCUCCUUGCUCCGCGUCCCCAUCCGGGCCAGACCCAGCCAGGAGGUCAAUCGGAAGCCUCCGGCUAGUGGCGAGCGGGAACCCAGGUGUCCGGGCAGUGGGCGCUGAGGAGUCGCUCAAAAGUGGGGCCCCAAGGCUCAGAGCAGCUGGGUAUGGGUACCGAAAAUGAAAGUCCAGAGCCGGACUGCCAGAAACAGUUCCAGGCCGCAGUCAGCGUCAUUCAGAACCUGCCUAAGAACGGCUCUUACCGCCCCUCCUAUAAAGAGAUGCUGCGAUUCUACAGCUACUACAAGCAGGCUACCAUGGGGCCCUGCCUGGUCCCCCAGCCUGGGUUCUGGGACCCUAUUGGACGUUAUAAAUGGGAUGCCUGGAACAGCCUGGGCAAGAUGAGCAGGGAGCAGGCCAUGUCCGCCUACAUCACUGAGAUGAAGCUGGUGGCCCAGAGGGUGAUCGACACGGUGCCCCUGGGCGAGGUGGCAGAGGACAUGUUUGGUUACUUCGAGCCCCUGUACCAGGUGAUUCCUGACAUGCCGAGGCCCCCGGAGACCUUCCUGAAAAGGGUCACAGGUUGGAAAGAGCAGGUGCUGAAUGGAGAUGCUGAGCCUGCCCCAGAGCCUCCCUGCCUUCCCAAGGAACCAGCACCCCCAAGCCCAGGUUUGUGCAGAGCAGAGGGGCACCCUGGGAGGAGAGCUCAACACCAGAAACAGCACCAAGUCUCCUGCAGAGAAAGGGAGAUUGGAAGGCACCCUGCGGGGGCCCCAGGAAUUGGACACAUGGCUGGUGGGGACAGUUCGGGCGCUGCAGGAGAGCAUGCGGGACGUCCAGGGGAGACUGCAGAGCCUGGAGAGCAUGCCUGUCCCCCGCAAGCAGAGAAUGGUGUGGCUCGUGGUGCAGACGAGGAAGUCAGGGGGUCUGUAGUAGUGCUUCCAGCCUGGAAGUGGGAGAGGCCCUCCUUUCCUGCUCUUAUCUCCCUCUGCCUGAAGAGUAACUGAGGACAGAUGGAAUUCCAACAGUUGGAGGGGCCAGAAUGUGUCUGCUCUUUGCAUUGGGGCUGGGGGGAUGGCCCUAUUGCCCCUCAGUCAGGACUUCUGUUCCCAGAUUUAUUGUCUCGCCCUCCCCAGAUUCAGCCCUUGCAUCCCUCACUCCCUCCUCUCAACUUCUAGAUCUGCUUGCCCCUUACACCUCUGCUUCUGCAAAAUAAAUAACAGCAGCCAUUUCUGGAACCCCAGCUGUGUGCCAGACACAUUACCUGCAUUAUCUCAUUUUAUCCUCAAAACAAACCAGUGUAAUAGGUUUUCUUUUCAUUUCCCUUUUACUGAUAAGGAAACUACAGCUCUGAGAUGUUGAGUAACUUACCUGAGGGUACACAGCCUGGAAGAACCUCACAGAGCUGCUGUGAGGAUUAGAUGAGAUAAUGCAUGUAGGUGCUUCUGCAGUGCCCGGGGAGGACUUCUCAAAUGGGGUUCAUUGUUAGUAUUAGUAUUAACAUUAAGUAAUGGAGCUGGGAGUGGCCCUAGGUCCGUCUCCCACCAAAGCUGGCAUCCACCACUCACUAUGAGUGAGUCUGUUCUUGCGAAGCCUGGAGUGGUGGGGGCAGGGGACGGCUGAGUUCCUGGAUGCGGGGGAAUCACUCACGUGACCCUUCACCCCCUUGGCACAGUGGGUGUCAGCCAGGUUGGCAGGAAUUCCCUCAGAUCCACAGCAGCUAACCUUUCAACACUCACCCCCCAGGGUUUAUUUAUUGUUUACCUUUUACUGAUUUUAUAUGCUGAAGAUUUUAGAGGUUUCCACCCUGAGAUACUUGGGUUUGCAUCUCUAAAAAUAAGGACAUUCUACUACCUAGCAGAAACAACAUUUUAUCACACACAGUAAUUCCUUCAUAUCAUCAAAUACACAAUCCACAUUCAAAUCGCCUUUUCCACCUUCCCUGUCUGUCCAGGCCAGAAGCCUCUGUUCUUAAGACUCUGUUAGUCUAGACUAGUCCCUCUUCCUUGCUACUGACUUGCGGAUGAGACUGGAUAGUGGUCCUGUAGAACAUUCCACUCUUGUGGUCUGUCUGAUGACAGCCUCCUGGCUACUUUACAUGACCAGAUUACAUCAGAGGUGAUGUUCUUUCUUUACUUAAAGCGACGCAUAUUUGGAUGUCCUACCGUGAAUGAUUCUAGCAUGGACCACUAGCAGGGAUGAAGGGGUGACAGUCUGUUCCCACCACUUGCAGCCAGGGAAUGUCCAGUUCCCCAUCAAGCCCAUUUGACACACAGCUUUUGACAAUUGAUAGAUGCUUCUUGCCUGAAUCAAUAAUUUAUUUACUGGUUACAAAAAACAAUGUUGACUUUUAAAUUCUAUGAUUCCUUUCACAUUUAUUAGCUGUCAUUUUUCUGUAGCGUUUCCCUGAUCAUCUAGGAUUUCCCUGAAAUACAGUGCCUUAUGGAAGGCAGAAUAAGUGCUUAUUCUUUCUCUUUAAUUAUCUAUUUUUAGAGUAAGGAGUUGAUUUAACAGCCAGCUCAAUGGUGAUAAAUUUCCACUUUCUCUUUGAGUAUCAUCAUGAACUCAUGGAUUUUAAAGACUCAGUAUUUCAGUCAACUGCAAUCAUCAUUCUUUUUGAUGCCCAGGCUGUCACAACUUUGGUGGGACCCUUUCAAGCUGGGUCCUAUGUUCUUGUAAUUUGACCUCAUUAAUCUUUAAAAGCUUCCUUGCUUCCUGGUACAAGACGUCUCACAUUCAAUUCUACCUUCCCUGCUCCAGACCUAAAAUCUGCCACUCCUCCAUUCAGCAGAGAAUAGUAUUUAGAAACUAAAAUCUGAGCACCCAGGGUCCUCAUUUGAAAUACGUGGCACGUCCUUUACAAUAUGGGGUCUUUGGGCCACACCAACAGGGUCACUGCUUUGUGACCCAGAGGAGACAGCCUCGAAGCCAGUCUCUCCACUCAGCAGCCUCUCCAGCCUUCAGCCUUCUCGGCACCUUGGGGGAGGAUAUGGGAGAGAGUUAGGGCUCAACGUGUCAGGGACAAACUGGGAGCCCCAGUCCUCAGACUGGGGAGAGGGAGGCAGAAGCUCCCACCUGAGCUCUGCAAGCAGGUUGUGAAGGAGGGCCCAGCCUGUGCCGAGGCCAGGCUGGCUCCUGACUCUCUCCUCUUGGCGGCAGAGGCCUCCGCCCAGUGCCGGGCCUUGGCCCCUCAGGCUCUCUGCUCCCACGCUGCUCUUCUUCCUCCUGUGGCCCUUCAUCGUCCAGUGGCUCUUCCGACAGUUUCGGACCCAGAAGAGGUGACUCUCAAUGGAGGAGUCUCUGCAGCCAACGGAGGCGGCUCUGAGCCUUC